Messenger RNA from Pseudonaja textilis, 2176 nucleotides. Lineage: Eukaryota; Metazoa; Chordata; Lepidosauria; Squamata; Elapidae. The record is from RefSeq and is a predicted model, not a curated record.
CAGGGGGAAUCCCAAGUGCCUCGAGGCGCGCGUGCCUUUAGUUCAGAUCCUAAGCUGGGUCUCGCCUCGCUUUCCAAGGUUUUACCUUCCAAGCGCGCUUCUGGCGGGACGCCUUGAAGGGUGCCGGGGUCGGCGGCCGCUGCGGAGGCGAAUGCGGGAGUUGUCGCUUCGGGACGCGCGCCGCAGGUAGUUAAAGCCCAUGGCCUCUGAAGAUCUUGCAGGCCAGUUAUCAAAUCUGUACAUCGGACAGAACUCCUCAAAUGCAGUUUCUCUAGAAUUUGACCCCAAUGUCAACUAUCAGUUUGUGGAGAUCUUAGAUGAACGAUACAAAUGUACACGCUGUCACCUAGUCCUCCAUAAUCCGCACCAGACAGGAUGUGGACAUAGAUUUUGCCAGCAUUGCAUUGUUUCUUUGAGAGAUUUAAAUACAGUAUCUACAUGUCCUAUCGACAAUGAAAUAAUAAAAUUUCAAGAGGUUUUCAAAGAUAAUUGCUGCAAAAGAGAAGUACUCAAUUUGCAAGUAUUUUGUAAAAAUUCACCCGCCUGCGCUGCAAAGUUAGGUCUAGGGCGAUACCAGGAUCACCUACAACAGUGUUUGUUUGAAACUGUGCAGUGUACUAAUGAAGGCUGUCAUGAAAAAAUUGUUCUGAAGGAUUUAAAAGAACACCUUACUCAGCAAUGUAACUUUCGAAAAGAACAGUGCCAAUGCUGUAAACAGCCUGUGAUAUCAAUUAAUUUAAAGACCCAUGAAAAGGUAGAUUGCCCGAAUUAUCCCUGGAUUUGUCCCUAUGGCUGCAUGCAAAUGAUUUUGAUGAAAGAGGCAGAAGAUCAUGUUUUGGUAUGCCCUGAAAUGGAAAUUGAUUGUCCAUAUAAAAUGUGUGGCUGUCCUAAAAAGGUUAAAAGAAGCAAGCUUUUAGAACAUGAGAAUAUCUUCUUGAGAGAACAUAUGCUACAGAUUGUAGAUAAAAACACAAAGCUGGAAGAUCAGAUUUCUGACCUUUAUAAUAGCCUUAAAUAUAAAGAGAGAAAAAUCUUGCAACUAUCAGAUAUGAUUAAAAAUUGUGAGAGAGAAUUCAGACAAUUAUCACAGUUAUUUUGCAAAAACAGCAAUCUGCUGGCAAGCACUCAGACUUUGGCCAUUCACAUUGAUAAAAAUACCUUCCUGGAAACACAGUUAAGACAGCUGGUACAAAAGACAAAUCAGCAGCAAAGCAAACUGGACCUGAGAACAUUACUGGACACCAUUGAUAACCUAAAGCAGAAAGUUGCUCUUCUUGAAUCAUAUGAUCAACGUCUAGUUGUUUUAGAAGACUUGGCUACCCAACAAGAUACUGUCUUCAGAAUGCAUGGGACACAACUUAACAAAAAUGAAGAACGGUUCAAGAUUUUGGAAGGAGCAAGUUACAAUGGAAAAUUGAUCUGGAAAAUUAUGGACUAUAAAAUUAAGAAGAAGCAAGCUAUAGAAGGGCACAUCCUCUCCUUAUGUAGUCAACCUUUUUAUACCAGCCACUGUGGAUAUAGAUUAUCUGCCAGAACAUAUUUAAAUGGAGAUGGCUCAGGACGGGGAACUCAUGUUUCAUUGUAUUUUGUAGUGAUGAGAGGAGAAUUUGAUUCAUUAUUAUCAUGGCCUUUCAAGCAAAAGGUUACACUUAUGCUUUUGGACCAAAGUGGAAGGAAAAAACAUAUAUGUGAAACUUUCAAAGCUGAUCCUAACAACAGCAGCUUCAAAAGGCCAGAAGGAGAAAUGAAUGUGGCUUCUGGGUGUCCUCGGUUUGUUGCACACUCUGUGUUGGAAAAUGCAAAAAAUACCUACAUCAAAGAUGAUACACUCUUUCUGAAAGUAAUGGUAGAUUUGACUGAUCUUGAGGCAUUAUGAGAAUACCCAUUAUAAAACAUUAGACUGAACACUUAUGUGCUCUGGAUUCUUUCAAAUCUAUGAAAGCUGCUCUGUGGUCUACCAAGCUGUUUUUUGUACCGUUUUAAGACUUCUCUGUUUUUUGUACUUUUAAAAUGUUUUAAUAAAACAUGUUAAUAGUUCAGUGAAUUAUGAACAUCCAGCAAAAUCUGAUAUUGUGAUUAUUAUGCUCUAUUACUUUUUCAGUUUAAUACCUUAGAAAGCUUUAAUGUCAGUGAUGACUUUUAGGACCACAUAGAUAGAUCUUCUCCAGGGAAAUGA